AUGGCUUCAACAGCCUUUGAAUUGUCCCUUUUGACGUUGGCUCGGGUGGGAAAUGCCUCCACAACUCUGAAACAUGAGAAUGAGGACCAGCUUAGAAUCCUGCAGUCAUUAGAGUUCGUAGACGAGUGCGGAGCAGAUGAUUUUGUCAAAGUCUACGCAGCCGUUGCUGCCAUGAAUUACAGGAUGAAAACCUUGGAACGCUUGUCUGUUUUGGACGGCGCGCUGAUGACCUAUAUACUACAAGCUCAUAAGGCUUGGCUGAUGGGAAAGCUGCAGUUUGUUCGCAUACCGCUUGAGAUGGAUGCAAAUUUGGUACAGGAACUUCAUGCGUCAUUGUCAAAAGUUCGCCUAGUAUCUGCGGGGCAGACACCCUCUGGAAUAACAAAUGAAGAAAUGCAAGCCGUAAAAGAUUUGUUUCAGCAGCAAUAUCAGGAUGUCCAGGGCAUGGAUGAUGCGAAAGAUGUCGAGGCUGUUAAAGCUGCGUCCGAACACGCGAAUCAAGUUAACCAAAGGCUCAAAUACAUGUUGCAGACGCACAUGAAGAAGUUUCAUUCAGCUUUGAAGCGCCAGACGCUUAGCAAGGAAGAGGCCAACGCUGCCGCUGAGGCCAUCGCGCAAAUUGCUGAGAGUGUGGUCGGCGACACCGAAGAAUUCUGGCGCUCUGCGCAUGAACUUUAUGUACAGAUUGGCGGCAAGCCUGAAGAUGUGCUUAAUUUUGCUAGCGGCAAAGCGCUACUGCAAAAGCUAUCAACUAAGAUAAAGUCCAGUACUGGUGAGCAGGUAGAGGGUGCUGUGACCGCUGAGAAUGUUGCCGCAGAUGCUGUGAAGAAACGGUUUCUCGAGCAAUGGCGUGCAGUUGAAGCUUCGGCGAGGGAUCAUUGGUUGAGAGCGCAAGAGACGGUAGAAGAUGCGAGGAAGGUGAAAAAGUACAAACUAGACAACGAAAGGAUAGCUGUCCAGCCGCAGUCUGUGACCUUUGAGUAUGCGCAGUGCGACCGGCGAUUAGACGUGCCACCAGGUAGUCGCAUGUUUGAAGGCGGAAGGAUAUGCCGUCAGUUGCAGUGGAUGUUGGUGCGUCUCCAUUGCCAUCUGCUGCGGCUGCUGCUUGUGUUGUCUGUCUGUACGCCCGCGCUGCUGCUGCACCUCGCUCGCGCCUUCGUUCCUACGGCGGGUCGUUUGCCCCUAAUACCUCCGCAGCCAUUUCAAAGGGGAAGGUCCUUCUGCAGCAGCAGCAGCAACAGCAGUAGUAGCACCAGCAGCAGCAGCAACAACACCUCAAUCGAGAGCUCCUUUCCCCUACGCCCCUGCAGCAGCAGCAGCACCCCAAUCGGGAUCUCCUUCCCCCUCAGCAACUGCAGCUCGGUGAAUAUCGUCUUGCUUCUGCCCAGCGACCAGCAGCAGCAACAACAACAGGAAGGGCAGCAACGGCGGUCGCAACACUUUUGA
Molecule: messenger RNA, 1446 nt
Organism: Eimeria mitis
Lineage: Eukaryota; Apicomplexa; Conoidasida; Eucoccidiorida; Eimeriidae
Exons: 2
Coding region: 1-1446 (481 amino acids)
Source: RefSeq, a predicted model, not a curated record